AUGAUUGUUGCGUCGCCCGGCUGCGCCGCAUUGACUCUCGCGCGAAUUGCCUGUUUACGGUCACCGUCGCUCAAGGGGCACAAGUCUGUGAAGAACAUCGCUCAUACAUCACCCUGGACACAUCUAAACCUAUCUGAUCUUCCUCUGUGCGGUUCGCAAUCAACGAGGCAGCCUAUUGGGUUUCGGACUCCGCCCACGAUAGUGGCAUUUUCCGAGGCGUCCGCUUUCGAAUCUUACCUUUCCACCACAACUUCGCCCACCGCGACCAGUCAAAUCCGAUCGCGAACUACCCCUCGCAUACGCCUUGAACUCAUCCCGGGUUCAGCACCAAUCGUAUCUUUGCCUCAUCCAGGAAGCGUCUACCGCGCAGUUUCUUGCUCGUCAAGUAGACAUUCCCACUCUUCUGAUUUUGUCCUCGCCACCCUCGCAACUUGCCCGAACUCGUUGAUGAGUUUAACUCACCGCUUCUAUCACCGGACCUCUUGA
This is a messenger RNA of Aspergillus luchuensis, 486 nucleotides long. RefSeq lists its product as uncharacterized. The record is from RefSeq and is a predicted model, not a curated record. The transcript has 5 exons. NCBI's taxonomy places the organism in Eukaryota, Fungi, Ascomycota, Eurotiomycetes, Eurotiales, Aspergillaceae. The coding region runs from base 1 to 486 and encodes 161 amino acids.